AUGGCCGCGGAACUCCAUCCACCUACAGACGUCCCCGGAUGGCAAGUUGUCCAUGAACUUGGCAGAGAAUAUGGCACGUACAGACGUGGGCAGUAUCUGCUGCCCCACGACGAAAGGGAACGAGUGAAACUGGAUAUGACGCACACCGUGUUCAAGUUGAUCAGGCCUUUCGGCUCAUGUAGGCUGACCAACGUCCCGACCGAGCGCUUGUCCUUGUCAGAGGCCGGUCAAUUAACAACGCCGUUGCCCCUGGGCAUGAGGCCCAGGGUCCUCGACUUGGGUUGUGGUACCGGGAUUUGGAUGAACGAAAUGGCCCGUGAGUUCCCCCAGGCCGAAUUCGUCGGUGUCGACAUCCACCGCCUGUGGUCCCAAUGCCAGCCUCCCAACGUGAGCGCUCGAAUCUGGGAUUACGAGCAACCCUGGGCUCUUGGGGAGAGAUCCUGGGACAUGAUCCACCUUCAAAUGGGAUUGGGGAGUGUGUCUGACUGGCCCAGUUUGUACUCCAAGAUCAUCCAGCAUCUAAUCCCUGGCUCCGGCUGUUUCGAAUCUGUGGAGAUAGACUUCGAGCCGCGCUGUGACGACGGCAGCAUGCAGCCAGGAAAAUUUACUGAGCUGUGGGGAACCUACCUCAAGAAUAUUUUCCAAUCCAUCAACCGACCCAUUCACUACGACCCCAACACAGGCGACAUUCUCCGGGCGAUUGGGUUCAAGGACGUCCAUCAUAUGGUCUACAAGGUCCCAUUCAACAUGUGGUCGAGCGACAGGCAGGAGUGGAAGGCAGGCCAGUGGUGGGCCCAGAUUAUGUCUCGUGGCCGUAAUAACGAUGGCGGCAACGGUAUGGAUGCCCUCACUUUGGCUGCCUUGUGCAAGCACCAGAACUGGUCGGUGCCUGAUGUCGAAGCCAUCAGCCAGGCCGUCGUCGAGGAGGCUACCAACCCAGCCUGCCACGGCUACAACAACGUCCAUGUCUGGUGGGGGCGGGCUCCUGAUAUUGGUGAAGUCUAA
Messenger RNA from Capronia epimyces CBS 606.96, 1005 nucleotides. RefSeq lists its product as uncharacterized. Gene Ontology annotation, molecular function: methyltransferase activity. The record is from RefSeq and is a predicted model, not a curated record. NCBI's taxonomy places the organism in Eukaryota, Fungi, Ascomycota, Eurotiomycetes, Chaetothyriales, Herpotrichiellaceae. The transcript is spliced from 2 exons. The coding region runs from base 1 to 1005 and encodes 334 amino acids.